This is a messenger RNA of Patella vulgata (common limpet), 6293 nucleotides long. RefSeq names its product general transcription factor IIF subunit 2. Bases 3347 to 4102 code for a protein of 251 amino acids. The transcript is spliced from 9 exons. Gene Ontology annotation, cellular component: transcription factor TFIIF complex. The record is from RefSeq and is a predicted model, not a curated record. Gene Ontology annotation, biological process: transcription initiation at RNA polymerase II promoter; transcription by RNA polymerase II. NCBI's taxonomy places the organism in Eukaryota, Metazoa, Mollusca, Gastropoda, Patellidae.
AUAAACGUUUUCUUGCUUAGAGAUGAAAUAAAAUAUGUUAUUCACGACAAAACGACAAAUGUUCUAUUUAUUUUAUGAUUUUACAAUCAUUUUAGGUAAAAACAACAUGGACUACAGCUAGCCAGUGGAAUAACACUUUAAUUCACUGAUAAAACGCGGUAUUCCACUACUGAUCAUAAAAUAAAUGUAUAUAGUAUAUGGUAAUUUAUGUUACAUUGUCUAAUAAAUAUUUCGAUCUUUCCACAGAUGACAUAAAAUACACGACCACACACAAUAAUGUUAUGGGUUACCCCGCUGUAGUUACCGGAAUUCACUUGAAAACUACGACAUACUAUACGUGUACACCGUAGUAUACGAUACGUGUACACCGUAGUAUAAGAUACGUGUACAUUGGUAGCAUGGCUUACCUUAGACAAUCUCUAUGAAUAACAAUAAUAUGUAUCACUUGAUGUACCUCCAAGAUAACAGGAUGGGCAGGUAAAGGGAAUAGAGGAAUAUUGGCCAAAAAAGUUAAACUCCAACUAAGUAAAUUUUCACAAUCACAAUGAAACGAUACACCACAACAAUCGCACAAGAUACUUUUAGUCUUUUCACAAUCUCGCCCUACUGGAGUAUUUAUUCCAAGUUUAAUCUUUCUACGAGUAGCCAUGACUUUUGAUGAAAAUAUGAAAGACAAUAAUUUGUAAAGAUUAUAGAAAUAAUUGCAAGUGAGAUGUACUAAAUGCAAGGGACCCAUUUACAAUGUGCAUCAUUUUAUGCCUAGGAGUAGGUCACAGACCGACGUUGCCAUGCUUGUCUGUAUUUUGUGUGGAAUGUGGUGAUUUCCUGCCUCUGAUUAGAGACAAUCAACAAACGGCCCUAUCAACAUACAGGUUGAACAUAAAUCUAAACUUCAUAUCCACGGCAGAUUAAUUAUUAAAAUAACUACCGUACUGAACACGUCAACACAUCAGGUGUUCAUUUAAGGAAUAAUCUUUUUAAAACUUUAUUUGAUUGGCUUGUUAUUACCGAGUUAAUUUUCGAAUAAACUUGGCUCAUCUACACUGAGAACGUUUUGCUCCACAUUCGAGAAAUGUUUGAUUUGACAUGGGAUAAUGCUGCGUUCUAAUCAUAUUGUCUUUCCCGAGUUGACCAUCUGGAAAUAUCGUUUUAACCGCCUCGCUAGACAUAUUAAUCAUCCAGUUCAUGAUUUGUUUUUAUGGUAUUUUUAUACGCCCACAUUUUCAUGUGGACGUAUAUUGUUGUUGCCCCUGUCCUCCGUCCGUCCGUCCACAAUUGUUUGUGAACAGUCUACAGGUCACAAUUUUUAUCCAAUUUCAAUGAAACUUGAAAUAUAGGUUUAUCACCCUAAGAUAGGGGUUCCUUUCGAUAUUGGCAUGUAUCGGACUGUAACUUCAUGGAUUAUGGCCACUGAUUCUACGAAAAAUCACGUUUUUAGCUUGUGAACACUGUAGAGGUCACAAUUUUUAUCCGAUUUGGUUUAAACUUGAAAUGUAUGCUUAUAACCCAAAGAUCACGGUUCCUUAUACCACCGUUAAACCCUAAGGAUGGCUGACAGACAAGAUGGCCGCCGUUCGUUCUCAAAUGGCGUAAAAAUAUGGUAUAUCAAGGUUGUGGACCCUAUAGAGGUCACAAUUUUUAUCCGAUUUUGUUGAAAAUUGAAAUGUAAGUUUUUAACCCAAAGAUCUCGGGUCCUUUCGAUAUUCGCGCAUAUCGGACAAUAACUUCCUGAAUUAUGGCCCCUGAUUGUACGAAAAAUAGCGUUAUUAGCUUGUGGACCCUAUAGAGGUCAUAAUUUUUAUCCGAUUCAAAAAAACGUAUUAUCAUAUGACCGUUAAACCCUAAGGACGGCUGAGUUAAAAUUUCGUGAAAAUCGACCCAAAACUGACAGGCAAAAUGGCCGCCCCUCGUUCUCAAAUAGCGUAAAAAAGGUUGUGGACCCUAUAGAGGUCACAAUUUUUAUCAGAUUUUGUUGAAACUUGAAAUGUAAGUUUAUAACCCAAAGAUCUCGGUUCCUUUCGAUAUUCGCGCAUAUCGGAACGUAACUUCCUGAAUUAUGGCCCCUGAUUGUACGAAAAAUCGCGAUUUUAGCUUGUGGACCCUAUAGAGGUCAUAAUUUUUAUCUGAUUUAAAAAAACGUAUUAUUAUAUCACCGUUGCACCCUAAGGAAGGCUGAGUUCGAAUUUCGUGAACAUUGGCCCAAAACUGACAGACAAAAUGGCCGCCCCUCGUUCUCAAAUAGCGUAAAAAUAUGGUAUAUCAAGGUUGUGGACCCUAUAGAGGUCCCAAUUUUUAUCCGAUUUUGUUGAAACUUGAAAUGUAAGUUUAUAACCCAAUGAUCUUGGUUCCUGUCGAUAUUUGCGCAUAUUGAAUUGUUAUUUCCUGAAUUAUGGCCCUUGAUUGUAGGAAAAAUCACUUUCUUUUUAGCUUGUUCUCUAUCCAUCUCUCGAAAAUGUGGGCGUAUCCUGCCUGGCAGCAGCUGUUUUUUUAUUUCUUUCAAUUUCUUACAACAGAUACAUUCUAGUAUUAAUAUUAAUGCAAAAUAUAUGUAAAUACAAUUGUUUUAAAGUAAUUUAUUAUUAAUGCAAACUAUUGGUAAAUAAUAGGAAUUCCCAUAUUUUGAAAGUGAAUUCCAGUGUUUAUAUGUUUUCUAAGUGAAUUCCGGUGAUUUUCAGUGUUUUAAAGUAAUUUAUUAUUAAUGUAAAAUAUUAGUAAUUAGGGAGGUCUUAAGUGCAAAUUCUGAUAUAUGUUUUUGAUGUAAUUCCGGUGAUUUUAGGUGUUUUUAUUAUUAAUGCAAAUAGGUAUUAGUAUAGCGCUCUUGAGAAACUAGUUUGUUGGAUAUUCAGCGUUUUAUAAAUAGAUUUCCAAUAUUUUGAAAGUGAAUUCUAGUGCUUAUAUGUUUUCAAGGUGAAAGUUAGGAUUUUCGCUGAUUUUAAGUAAUUCAAUAUUAAUAUUAAUGUAAAAUAUAAGUAAAUAGGUAACAUGGUAUAGAUGUAAUUCAAAAAUAUGAAUAAUGUGUACAGUUUGCGUAUACGUCUAGGGGUCUUUGAUUAGCAGUGUGGAGAAACCAGAGAAAUCCAACAAACCUAAUCUUUGAAUGAAUGAACAUAAUGUAACACAGUUCUAUGGAUAGAGACAAGUGAAAUCUUGUCGGAAUGUCAAGAUUAUAUGAUAUAGUGAUUGUUAUCACGUGUUGUGUUAGUUAAACCCAACAAAGUUGGGCAGGUGACCAUACUCCUUGUCACGUAGAAGCUUGGGAUUGAAGCCAUGCCACUUGUUUCAGUGACAGACCUUAUAAUGACAUAUUAAUUAUUUUUUUUGAAUUAUAACUACAAGUAUUGGAGAUAUGAAUCUAGAGAAAGCUCAUGAUGUCAGAGAAGUAGAUACAGCUGCUGCUGGACGUGGUGUAUGGCUUGUUAAAGUACCUAAAUAUCUGUCAGAAAUAUGGAGGGAAUCAACUCCAAACUCUGAUGUUGGAAAACUCAAAAUUACUAGAUCUAAAUUACCCGGUCAGAAGCCAGAAGUAAUAUUUACAGCUAAGGAUACUGGCAACGAUAUACCAAAAGAUCAUAAGUUUGUUUUAACUGGAGUGGGAACACAGAAUCUAGUUGUUUUCUCAAAGACACCUAUAUUUGGAGAAAAUUCUACAACUGGUACCAAGGAGUUGGUCUCAGAGAAAAUUGCUGUUGAUGGAAAAGUUAUACAAAGGGCAGAAUGCCGACCUAUAGCAGAUGAAAAAUACAAGAAAUUAAAACGAUUUCAUUUAGAACAAGGUAAUAAGCCCAAGAGAGAAAUAAAACAGUUAGAUCGUAUUGUACAAGUUUAUAAACCUAAAGAUUACGUCUCCAGUUUCGAAGAAAAUAGAAAGAAAAAAUCUGACUCAAAGAGAUCAAGAGCUGAUAAAGAUAAAGUUAUGGAUAUGCUGUUUUCUGCGUUUGAGAAACACCAAUAUUACAAUGUACAAGAUUUAGUCAGAAUAACCAAUCAACCUAUACCUUAUGUAAAGGAAAUAUUGAAAGAAAUUUGUACAUACAACAUGCGAGCUCCACACAAAAAUAUGUGGGAAUUAAAACCUGAAUAUAGACAUUAUAAACAGACCUGAUUUAAAACGAACUUUAAAAGUGAAGUGUCAGCAAUAUCUUAGGCUUUAGUUCUAAUCUAAAAUAUUAUGAAAAAUCACAAAUUCCUUAUAAGGGGUUUAUGAGAAAUAUUAUAUUUUCUUCCCUUAUGAACAUGUAACUUUAGAGAGUGUUUAAUAGGGACACAACCGAAUCUGACCUACCUUAUCUAUAUUCAAGAUGUUUCAAGUUAGAAUGUUUGUAUUUGCCAUCUUGUGAUUUCAGAGUUAUACAUUAUAUUUAUAAUAUAGUGCAGGCUUGGACCUUGGAUUUCAAAUUUGACCGGAUAGAAAAUAAAGAGAAGACAUUUGUUUCUAUCAAACAUGAAUGUCAACUCGUUGCUUGUAUGCUUAAAAUUGGGAUAUCCAUUAAUUAAUUAUUCAGUGAAUAAUGUUGGAUAUAUAUGUUAAUGGUGAUUAUCAGUAGAUUAUAUUUACUAUCUUUUAAAAAAUAGGUAAACAUAAAAAGACUGUUUUACUCAUACUUAACAGUAAUACUGUUCUAUAUUAUUUUUAUACGCCCACAUUUUCAUGUGGAUGUAUAUCGUCAUCGCCCCUGUCCGUCCGUCCACAAUUGUUUGUGGACACUCUAUAGGUCACAAUUUUUAUCUGAUUUCAACGAAACUUGAAAUAUAGGUUUAUCUCCCUAAGAUCUUGGUUCCUUUCGAUAUUGGCAAUGUACGAAAAAUCACAUUUUUAGCUUGUAGACCCGAUAGAGGUCAAAAUUUUUUAUCUGAUUUUGUUGAAAUUUGAAAUGUAAGUUUAUAACCCAAAGAAGUUGGUUCCUGAUUGUAUGAAAAAUGACGUUUAUUAACUUGUGGACACUAUGGAAGUCACAAUUAUAUUCCGAUUUAAAAAAAACGUUUGAAUAUAUCACCAUUACACCUUAAUGACGAUUGAGUUCGAAUUUCGUGAAAAUCGGACCAAAGCUUCCGGACAAAAAUGGCCGUCCCUCGAACGCAAACAGUGUAAAAAUAUGAUAUAUCAAGGUUGUGGACCCUCUAGAGCUCACUUUUGAUCCGAUUUUCAUGAAACUUGAAAUACAUGUUUAUAACCCAAAGAUCUUGGUUCCUUUCGAUAUUUGCGCAUAUCGGAUCGUAAGUUUCUGAAUUAUGGCCCUUGACUGUACGAAAGAUCACGUUUUUAGCUUGUGGUCCCUCUAGAGGUCACAAUUAUUAUCUGAUUUAAAAAAAAACGUGUGAAUAUAUCACCGUUACACCGUAAUGAUGGUCGAGUUUGAAUUUCAUGAAAAUCGGACCAAAACUGACGGACAAAAUGGCCACCUCUCGUAUAACGCAAAUGGUGUAAAUAUGUGGUAUAUCAAGGUUGUAGACCCUCUAGAGGCCACAAUUUUUUCCGAUUUUGAUGCAACCAUAAAUUUAUGCUUAUAUCACAAAGGUCUUGGUUCCUUUCGAUAUUCGCGCGUAUCGGAUUGUAACUUCCUGAAUUAUGGCCCUUGAUCGUAUGAAAAAUUGCAUUUUAAGCUUGUGGUCCCUCUAGAGUUACCAAUUUUUAUCCAAUUUAAAAAAAACGUUUGAAUGCAUCACCGUUACACACUAAUGAUGGUUAAGUUCUAAUUUCUUGAAAGUCGGACCAAAACUGACGGACAAAAUGGCCGCCCCUUGUACGCUAAUAGUGUAAAAAAUAUGGUAUAUCAAGGUUGUGGACUCGCAAGACGUCACAAUUUUCACCCGAUUUUGAUGAAACUUGAAAUGCAUGUUUAUAACCCGAAGAUCCUGGUUCCUUUCGAUAUUUUUGCAUAUCGGAUUGUAACUUCCUGAAUUAUGACCCCCGAUUGUACGAAAAAUCACGUUUCUAGCUUGUGGUCCCUCAAGAGGUCACAAUUAUUAUCUGAUUUUAAACAAAACGUUUGAAUAUGUCACCGUUACACCCUUGUCGACCGCUCGGACGAUUUAGCUGCGUAUGUUUUGUUUUCCUGGCAACCUAUCUUUGUUUAGCUUGUUCUCUAUCCAUCUCUUGAAAAAUAUGGGCUUAUCCUGCCUGGCAUCCGCUGUUUAAAAGUCAGGCAAUCAGAAGAGGUAUCAAAAUUGUCAUUUUACAUAUCUUUUGUUUUUAAAAUGUUAAUCGUAAUCCAUGUUUGGUGAAUUGAACCAGCAGAGACCAUUGUGAACAUUUCUUGUAAAUUUGUUUUAUUUUAUUAAAAUAAGAAAAAAUG